AUGAAGGCCUUUACCGCGAUUGUCGCCUGCCUCGGCGCGGCGAUAGCCGUCUGCGCGGAGAACGCGUCAGACCUCCACGUCGAGACCGACGCCAGCAGCGUCGUCCAGCUCACGGACUCAAACUUCGAAAAGCUCACGCAGGCAACGACCGGAUCCACCACAGGUGCGUUCACGGCUGGCAGCGGCUUACACACAGCAGGUCCGUGGUUCGUCAAGUUCUACGCCCCCUGGUGCUCGCACUGCCGCCACAUGGCCCCCGCGUGGGAGCGCCUCGCACGCGAGCUCAAGGGCGUCGUCAACGUCGCGGACCUCGACGCCACGCGCAGCCCCAACGUAGCCAAGCGCUUCGGCAUCAAGGGGUACCCGACCCUCAUCCUCAUAGACAAGGGGCGCAUGUACGUCUACAAGGGCGGCGAGCGCACCACCGAGCGCCUGGCGGCUUUCGCCACCUCGGAGUACCAGAAGACCAUCUCUACCGUCGUACCGGCGCCGCUGACGCGCCUCGGCAUGCUCGUGGACUUCAUGAUCACCGGCGUGCAGGAGGCACAGCGCAUCUACGACGUCGCCUUCAGGGGGUUCUUUAUCGUCUCCAGCUUCUCGCUGCUCUUCGGACUCGUGAUCGGCAUGAUCUGCUGCGUGAUCCUGCUCAGCAAGUCGACCACGACCACCCCCGUCGGAAAGCCCACCAAGAUCAGCGCCCGCAAGCAGGACUGA
Babesia bigemina is the source of this 714-nucleotide messenger RNA. RefSeq names its product Thioredoxin family protein, putative. The transcript has a single exon. Bases 1 to 714 code for a protein of 237 amino acids. Gene Ontology annotation, cellular component: endoplasmic reticulum lumen. The record is from RefSeq and is a predicted model, not a curated record. Lineage: Eukaryota; Apicomplexa; Aconoidasida; Piroplasmida; Babesiidae. Gene Ontology annotation, molecular function: protein disulfide isomerase activity; protein-disulfide reductase activity. Gene Ontology annotation, biological process: response to endoplasmic reticulum stress.